GGUCACGUGACUAAGUGCGGAAGUGGAGUCAGCUGACGGAGGAGCUCGGUUUAGCUCGAUGGCUAACGGCGUCUCUUUCUAGGUUGUAUUUGUCGUUGCUGUGCGGACUCUGGUAGCAGUUAAUUGACUGAUAUUUUCAAAGGAGUCUUUCCGAGACUGGUCCGAAAAGAUGAAGUUCCUGUUCGGUGUCGAGGCUUUCUGUUUGGCGUGUUUUGUUCUACUCAGUCAGGUGUCGGCAAAGAAUUCAGAAGACAUCCGCUGUAAAUGCAUCUGCCCACCCUACAGAGAAGUGGAAGGACAGAUUUACAAGCAAAAUGUCUCCCUCAAAGACUGUAACUGUCUUCAUGUGGUGGAACCGAUGCCAGUGGAUGGCAAAGAUGUUGAGGCCUACUGUUUGCGCUGUGAGUGUAAAUAUGAAGAAAGAAGCUCGGGGACUAUUAAGGUUACCAUCAUAAUUUAUCUUUCCAUUCUGGGCCUGCUGCUGCUCUACAUGGUCUACCUGACUCUCCUGGAGCCCAUGUUGAAGAGGCGACUGUUUGGACACUCUCAGCUAAUCCAAAGUGACGAUGAUGUUGUCGGGGACCAGCAACCUUUUGCCAAUGCUCACAAUGUCCUGUCCCAUUCACACUCCCGAUCCAAUAUGCUAAACAAAGUGGAGCACGCCCAGCAGCGCUGGCGGAGGCAAGUCCAGGAACAGAGGAAGUCUGUGUUCGACCGCCAUGUUGUUCUCAGUUAAACGGCUUUCUGAGCUGUUGGUGGAGGUGAAACAGGACAAACAGUCUGAAGAAAAAAAAAACACACUGUGAAAGAGACCCCAGAUUAAUUUGGCUGUACUCUUAUUUAUGGCUUUGGUUUUGACGUGAACAUGGUACAGAAAUGUGGAUCUUUGAAGCAGAGGUCACCGGGAGCUGUUGUUUAGUCUAUAGAAAAAUUACAAUGGCUUUUGAUUUUGCACAUGCUCAAACGAACAAGAAUAAAUAAAUUACUCUGCGACUCAAAUUCAAGUUGGAGUUGUCUGUCUCAAGCACUCCAACACUCCUCAUUCAGGUUUACAAGCUCAAUGUCAACAACUGGAUCAAUCAGUGGUCAGUAUUUGCACCAUAGAACUUUAACACGACAUAAAACAACUCAUCUCAUUGCAGAGGAACUGAACGAGUGUGGCGUAUCUGAGUUUUCAACCUUCUUUGGGAAAGCAUGUUUUGUAAUGGCUCUUUUUUAUAAGUAUUUCUCUAUCCGUUUGUCCUACCAGUUUAAUGUCUUACAAAUGGUGAAAUGUUUCUUGCAUACAUGAAAUCUAAUAUUUGGACUUGGUGUAAUUGAACUCUGCAGAAUUCGAUAGUGACAUUAUCGUUAACAUAGCUGUGUUACUGAUUCUGGCCCUCAUGAAGUCCGUGCCGUCUUUGUGUAAUGUAUUUACUGAAUAGGCUUUGAUAUACUUUGUGAUUGGUUUAGCUUCUGAUCCCUAAUGAAAUCCUUGUUGUCAGAGGCUGUGUGGAUGCGGCAGGGUGGAGUUGCACUCAGACCUAUGAAGUUCAUUUUGUAUAAAGUUUGGGUGGCGGAGAUGGUCCUAAAAGUGGAUAUACAAGCACCGGACGGAGGGCGACCCACGGAAGUGUUCUUAACUAUUGUUUAUGUGUAACCUUUGACUUUAAAAUAAAUUUAUGUUAAAUAUC
Messenger RNA from Poecilia reticulata (guppy), 1673 nucleotides. It is a transcript of the gene tmem9b, whose product is annotated as TMEM9 domain family, member B. NCBI's taxonomy places the organism in Eukaryota, Metazoa, Chordata, Actinopteri, Cyprinodontiformes, Poeciliidae. Gene Ontology annotation, cellular component: lysosomal membrane. Gene Ontology annotation, biological process: positive regulation of canonical NF-kappaB signal transduction. The record is from RefSeq and is a predicted model, not a curated record.